AUGCGUGGGAUUACAACAGUUGAAGCCUUCGCUGGACAAAGAGCAGUGCCUCCAUGGGAGUACUCAACUCAAGAUGUCUUCCAUUUCGGAAAAGAUUACAACCGACACUCAAAGCUCCAAGGACAUGAAAAGGUUAGUGCCAAUAGAAUGCUGCAGGAUAAAUUGGUGCAGUUUUUGGAAGGUCAGGAUGAGUGGAAGCAACUGGGUGGUAGGGAUCAUUUGAUUGUAGCCCACCACCCAAAUAGCAUGUUAUUUGCAAGAAAUAAGUUGGGUUCCGCCAUGUUCGUGCUUUCAGAUUUUGGGAGAUACUCCAGAAAAAUAGCAAACCUUGAAAAGGAUGUAAUUGCACCUUACAAGCAUAUGGUGAGAACGAUUCCGAUUGCUAACUCGCCGUCAUUCAGUGAACGGCCUAUGUUGAUGUAUUUCCGAGGAGCAAUUUACAGGAAAGACGGUGGAGCCAUCCGUCAAGUACUAUACUACCUACUCAAAGAUGAGAAAGACGUUCACUUUGCCUUUGGAAGUGUUCAGGCUAAUGGGAUAAAACAGGCAGGGAAAGGGAUGGCCUCUUCCAAAUUCUGCCUGAAUAUUGCUGGAGACACCCCUUCUUCAAAUCGUCUCUUUGAUGCCAUCGCUAGUCACUGUGUUCCUGUAAUAAUCAGUGAUGAAAUUGAGCUACCCUUUGAAGAUGUUCUCGACUACUCAGAAUUCUGUGUAUUUGUCCACUCAUCUGACGCUGUGAAAAAGGGUUAUCUUCUUAAUCUCCUGAGAGGUAUCGAGCAAGAGAACUGGACGAAAAUGUGGGAAAGACUAAAGAAGAUCAGUCGACACUUUGAGUAUCAGUAUCCAUCUCAGCCCGGUGAUGCUGUGGAUAUGAUUUGGCAGACUGUUUCACGCUACAAAAAAAGGACGAAAACCCUAAUGCGUCAUUACUUAAUCGUAAGCUAA
Molecule: messenger RNA, 945 nt
Organism: Olea europaea var. sylvestris
Lineage: Eukaryota; Viridiplantae; Streptophyta; Magnoliopsida; Lamiales; Oleaceae
Product: probable arabinosyltransferase ARAD1
Exons: 3
Coding region: 1-945 (314 amino acids)
Molecular function (GO): glycosyltransferase activity
Source: RefSeq, a predicted model, not a curated record